Messenger RNA from Brenthis ino (lesser marbled fritillary), 7266 nucleotides. Lineage: Eukaryota; Metazoa; Arthropoda; Insecta; Lepidoptera; Nymphalidae. The record is from the annotation of a GenBank genome assembly.
AUGAAAGAUAAGAUCCCACAUUCUGACACGAUGGGGAUUAUGUAUGAGAAACGGCCUUUAAAGAGGCCUAGAUUAGGACCUCCUGAUGUCUACCCACAAGAGCCUCGUCAGAAAGAAGACGAGCUUACAUCAGCUAAUGUUAAACAUGGUUUUACAACUACUCCACAGUCAAGUGAUGAAUUUGGAACUGCACGAAAUUUUAACUAUUCAGCAUCUAAGAUUGGACAAUUCUUCUCUGGAAUUCUAUCCAAAAAGGAGGAGCUAAAUACUUUACCUGAUUGUGGCAGAAAGCGCCAACAGGUAAAUCCAAAAGAUAAUUUCUGGCCUGCCACUGCUAGAACUAAGCCACAAAUUGAAGCUUGGUUUAAAGACUUAGCAGGAAACAAACCACUUUCACAACUUGCUAAGAAAGCACCAAAUUUUAAUAAGAAAGAAGAGAUUUUUAUAACAUUGACUGAAUACCAAGUGGCCAUGCCAAGAGCUGCUUGGUUCAUUAAACUCAGUUCAGCAUAUACUGUUGCAGUUUCUGAAGCUAAAAUUAAAAAGAGACAGCUUCCAGAUCCAACUACUGAAUGGACCACAACAUUGAUAAAGUUUCUCAAAGAUCAGAUACCAAAGUUAGCUGAAUAUUACCAAAAUGCAACUCCAGGAAAUAUUUCCGAUAAGACUCCACCAUCUCAGUCAGGUCAAGGAACCCCAAGUCACAACUCCUCGGGUAACCCACCAGGUGGCACCACUCCAAAUAGUUCUACUGUACCAAACUCCAUGCACUCACCAGGAAAUUCAAGUGGACUGGGGUCAUCAACACCAAAUUCAAAUGACAGCACUGAUUGGAGACAGGCCCUGCGGCAGUGGAACUACUGUUGCCGUCUGGCCAGAUAUCUAUUGGACGAAGGCCUACUGGACCGACAUGACUUCCUCACAUGGAUAAUUGAAUUGCUUGACAAGAGAGCGCCUGAUGAUGGACUUUUAAAAUUGUUCUUGCCGCUAGCGCUACAACAUAUGAGUGAGUUUGUCUGCUGCGAAGGGUUGUCGCGGCGCCUCGCCACGUCCUGCGCGAAGAAAGCAGCUGCGAUUUGUUCUGUCCUCUCUGACACCACCCUCAGAACACUUAACCAACCUACUAUCUAUAAUAAGACUAAUGAUAGGAAUGGAGAAGCAAAUGGUACUCCGAUGUCUCCAAACAAUGAAGCUAAUGGGGAUGUCAAACCAAAUGUAUCACAAAUCAAACGUUCAGCAACCCCUGCUGAUACUAACCAAGGGACACCCAAUCCCAACCAUUCCCUAGGAACUCCCAAUCCGAAUCACUCCCUCGGAACUCCCAAUCCCAUGGGAACGCCUAAUCCACAACAAACAAUGGAUGUACAAGUGAAAGAGGAAGCCGCAUCUCCCCCGAGGGAUACUAAAGCAACAUUAACUACAGUGAUAGCAUCAGCAAUGAAUCCAGUACAAGUUGGCUUUGGGGAGAUACUCAACUGUUCCUUUCACCGAGACGUUAUAAUCCAACUUGCUACUAUCUUGCAGAUAAUCUGCAUCGAGUGCCCCACGGCGCUGGUGUGGUCGGGCUGCGGGUCGGCGCUGGCGGGCUCGCCGCUGGACCUGCUGCCCGUGCCGCCCUCCGCGCUGCCCAUGCCGCAGAUGGACUCCGCCCUCACUGAGGAACACCGACGCAUGGUUUAUGAAGCGGAACAGGAAAUAUCUGCUCGAAGUAAAAAAGCUGAAAGCAAAUGGUGUACAGACAAAUGGCAGACCAGCUCACAAGCUCGAGUUUUAGCUGUGCUGGAAGCUCUGGACAGGCACAGCUUCGACCGCGUCGACCCUAACAACAACUUGGACACGCUGUACAAGGAAGUGUUCGCCAACUGCACGCCGCCCAACAAGGAUGGCAACCCUGACCCGAAAGAUCCUGAGUGGGCGUGCUCGUACGCGGUGGUGCGCGUGCUGUGCGAGUGGGCGGUGUGCGGCGCGCGCUGGGGCGAGCACCGCGCCAUGGCCGCGGCCGCGCUGCUGGACCGCCGCCAGCACCACCACCACCACCACGACCACCAGGGCUUAGACGACAAAGAAUCCAUAAGUUCCGGAACAGGUCUCUACAACGGACCGCCUUUAUUUCAAAAUCUACUUCUACGUUUCUUAGACAAUGACGCCCCCAUUUUAGAUGAAAGUCCAAACGCCCCGCCGGGCAAUAGGCAACAGUUCGCGAACUUAGUGCACUUAUUCGGUGAACUGAUAAGACGUGAUGUGUUCUCUCAUGACGCGUACAUGUGUACUCUCAUAUCGAGAGGCGAUCUCAUUUCUCCCACUGAGCCGACGUCCACGGGCACGUCCGCGGUGCACACAGUGGCGCCGCCCGCCAACAGCACGGGCACAAACCACAACAUGGACGAUGAUAUUUUCGCUGGCAUCGAUCUUAAGCCUAAAAUGGAGGAAAAUGUCCGGAUGGAUUUGGAUGACUCAAAAAUUGACGACGAUCUGGACAAACUAUUGCAACAUAUAAAAGAAGAUCAACAGAACUCUAUGGACGCGCCUGACAGUCCAAAAGAUCCGGGAGAACCUUCGCAUAGUGUAAACUCGCCUAUGAUGGGUGCAGGCGGAAUGAGCAUUCCUGGUAUGCAGACUAUAGGGAUGGGACCCAUGUCGGUGCCAGGCAUGCGGUCGUCGAGCGCGGCGGGCUGCGCGGGCGCGGCGUCGCGCCACUACCACUACACGAUGCAUUUCCCGCUGCCGCCGGCCGAGCCCGAGCACACGCCGCACGACGCCAACCAGCGGCACAUCCUGCUCUACGGCGUGGGCCGCCAGCGCGACGACGCCAAGCACGCCGUCAAGAAGAUGACUAAAGAAAUAUGCAAAUUGUUUUCGAAGAAAUUCUCAAUUGAUGUAGCGGAGGGUGGCAAAAUUAAAAAGCAUUCCCGUAGUGAAUUUAAUUUCGAAGCUGUCACACAUAAGUUUCAGGCGAUGUCGAUGUACGAGCAAGGCGCGGUGUCGUGGGCGGUGGGCGGCGCCGUGUGCGAGGCGCUGGCCGCGUACGCCGCGGGCGCCACCACCUACCUGCCGCAGCCCGAGCACGUCGCCUUCGCGCUCGACCUCAUGGAGAUCGCGCUCAACGUGCACGGCCUCAUUGAAACGUGCAUACAGAUACUAAAAGAGCUAUCGGAAGUGGAGGGGGCGCUGAUCACGCGCGGUGCCCCCAGCAGCGGGCUAGCGGCGCCGCGCGCCUACUCCUCCGCGCUCGCGCUCUACACCGUCGGCGCGCUGCGCAGAUACCACUUCUGCUUGUUGUUGUGCGUAGAGCAGACGUCGGCGGUGUUCGAGCAGCUGUGCCGGCUGGUGAAGUGCGUGGUGAACCCGGGCGACUGCAGCUCGGCGGAGCGCUGCGUGCUGGCGCAGCUGCACGACCUGUACAAGGCGGCCGCGCAUCUGUUCCACGCGCCGCAGGCGGACACAUUCGCCAAUGCCUAUCCUAAGAUUAAACAAGCGCUUUACUCGCCGUUGACACCAACUCCAUCUAAUUACCAGUACAAUCCACAGUUCUUGAGCGAAUUUUUCACUAAUCCUCGUAAAGGAAAAAUCGAAAUUUCGUGGGCACGUCAGGUGGCAGAGUCCCCAGCGAAUAGAUACAGUUUUGUAUGCUCCGCCAUGUUAGCUGUUUGCCGCGAGGUGGAUAAUGAUCGCGUGAACGAGGUGGGCGUGGCGUGCGCGGAGAUGACGGCGUGGUGCAGCAGCCUGGCGGCGGAGUGGCUGGGCGCGCUGGUGGCGCUGUGCGGCGCGCAGCACUACCCGCCGCACGCGCAGCACUCGCCCGCGCUCUACCCCGACCUGCUGCACCACCGCGACCUGCACGACGCCGCCGCGCACGACGCGCUCGCCGUGUUCACCUGCAUACUCGUUGCGCGUCACUGCUUUUCGUUGGAGGACUUCGUGCGGCACGCGGCGCUCCCGUCGCUGGUGAAGGCGUGCGGCGGCGGCGGCCCGCUGCCGCCCAACGCGCCCUCGCCCGACGCCGGCGCGCGCCUCACCUGCCACCUGCUGCUGCGGCUCUUCAAGACUGUGGAUACGCCACAACCUGGUCUGUACAGCGUGUCGACGUCCCCGGGGCCGGGCGGCGCGGGCGCGGGCGUGCGCCUCUCCUGCGACCGCCACCUGCUGGCCGCCGCGCACAAGAACAUUGGCGUGGGGCCCGUGCUCGCCACGCUGAAGGCCAUCUUAAUGGUGGGAGAUUCGACUGCCCGAGACGGAGGCAAACCUGGAGGGAAAAAAUCUAGUGAGCUUUCGCACAUAUUAGGGACGAGCGACACUGUGCCCACCGACGCGCAAUUAGACCUCAUGUCGAUGGUAGAUACAGAGAUGAGUGGGGGCCAUAGAACUCCUAGAGGCAGUGGUGGAGUCGGAUCAACUCUUCUCGACUCCUCUCAAUCUCUAUCUUCUCUAGCAAGACGUGUUCUAGCCGAAAUAUGCUCAGAAGAGUGGGUGUUACAGAAGUGCUUGCAGAACCCUGAUGAGUUGUACCAGCCAGAUAUGUUGCUGGACUCUAUGCUUACACCGAGACAAGCUCAAAGAUUACUCCAUAUGAUAUGCUACCCCGACUCAGCCAGCCAUACUCAUCCAGAUCUUGAUCAAAAAACAAUGAUCACUCGUUUACUUGAGAACUUGGAGCAGUGGUCCCUGCGCAUGUCGUGGCUGGACCUGCAGCUGAUGUUCAAGCAGUUCCCGCACGGCUCGUCGGAGCUGAGCGCGUGGCUGGACACUGUCGCGCGCGCCGUCAUCAACGUGUUCCAGCAGCCCGCGCCGCCGCCCCCGGACAAGGACAGGAUGGGCACGGAGCGCGGCGUGGUGAGCACGAGCAAGUGGUCGGAGUCGGUGUGGCUGGUGGCGCCGCUGGUGGCCAAGCUGCCGCCCGCCGUGCAGGGCCGCGUGCUCAAGCAGGCCGGACAGAUAUUGGAAAGUGGUUGGGGUGCUGGCUGUAGCGGCAACUGCUCGAGCGGCGGCGGGGGCGGCGGCGGCUCGCAUCGGGACUGCAAAAGCCAUCAGAGUCCUAGUUAUAAAGGGUCAGCGGGUGCGGGCGGCGGCGGCAAGCGCGGCGUGGGCGGCGGCGUGAGCUGUUCGUGCGGCGCGUCCGCCCUGCGCCUCGCCAACGAGCCGCUGCUGUCGCUCGUGCUCACGUGUCUGCGCAACCAGGACGAUCAGAAGGAGAGCUUGCUAAGCUCUAUCCACGCGCAGCUGUCGCACUACCUGACGCACGCGCGCGACCACGAGCGCAGCGCGUGCGGCGCGGGCGCGGCCGACGCGUGGCACGACGAGGCGGCGCCCGACGCGCUGCAGCUGCGCUUCUCGCUCGCCGGCGGCAUGUUCGACGCCAUCCGCCGCUCCUACCAGCUCACUGCCGACUGGGCGUUGCUGCUCACUCAGCUCGUCGCGCACCAGCUGAUAGAUGCGUAUAGCAAUAGCAACUUGUUCACGACAUUGAUCGACAUGCUCGCGACUCUCAUACACUCCACGCUGGCGGAGGGCGGCGACGACAACAACAGGAAACACUACCAGAAUCUCAUGAAGAAGCUGAAGAAGGAGAUCGGUGAGCGACACGGGCCGAGCGUGCAGGCGGUGCGACAGCUGCUGCCGCUCUCUAAGAACACCAUUAUUGAGGUCAUCGCUUGUGAGCCUCUAGGUUGUCUCGUGGAUCAAAAAGGAAACAAGAUUACUGGAUUUGAUAGCGAUAAGAAACAGGGCCUGCGCCUCACAGACAAGCAGCGCGUGUCGAGCUGGGAGUUGGUGGAGGGCGGGCGCAACCCCGCGCCGCUCUCGUGGGCGUGGUUCGCAGCCACCAAGAUUGAGAGGAAACCUCUUACUUAUGAGAAUGCGCAUAGAUUGUUGAAAUAUCACAAGCAUAGUCUCGUUAAGCCGUUGAGUUAUUAUUUAGAGCCAUUGCCUCUACCGCCCGAAGAUCUGGACACAAAUGACAGUAAACAGGAUAAUGGAAGUUUGGAUUCAAGUCCGACUGGAUCGGGCAAAGGUCGCAAAAUGUCUUGCAAAAUGAAUAACAAAAUUAGUAAAAAGCCGAAACCAACGACGCCGACGAACGGGUCGACGACCCCCGGCGGUACGGCCACGAGCGCGGCCAACCCGCAGCAGCCGCAGUUCAUGCAGCAGCAGCAGUGGUUCCCGCCGCCCGGGCAGGGCUACUACAACCCGCCAGCCGGCGUCGCUCAACGUGGUGUGGCGCCACCGUCCAACACGCAGUCCAAACAAGCCCUCAGCAAUAUGCUGCGACAGCGAUUGCCAUAUACACAAAUAUCACAGAUGCAGCAGAGUGGUGGUUACCCUGGAGCGCCGCACCCGCGAGGCCCUUUCCCGCGCCAAGGCAUAAGACAGAUGCAACCCAACCAGAUGGGACAAAUGCAGCCCAACCAAAUGAAUCCAAUGGGGGGAAUGGGUGGAAUGGGUCCAAUGAGUCAGAUGGGUGGCGUCCAAAUGGGGCCGGGACAAAUGGGCGCUCAGAUGGGCGCCAAUCAAAUGGGUGGAGGGCAAAUGGGGGGCGGUCAGAUGGGAGGCGCACAGAUGGGCGGUGGCCAGAUGGGAGGAGCCCAAAUGGGCGGUAUGAGCGGACAAAUGUUCGGCAAUCAAUAUGGCGGAAUGCAACAGGGAUAUGGCUACAGCCAGCAGAUGAUGCAAGGUGGCCAGCAACAAAUGAUGAAUCAGGGUAUGGGCCAAAGCGGGCAAAUGGCACAGAUGGGCCAACAGGUAAACCCAAUGGGGCAAGGCGUAAACUCUAUUGGGCAGAAUGUCGGCCAAAUGAACCAGGGGGUGGGACAGUCUGCGCAGAUGCCACAGGGUAUGGGACAGAUGGGCCAGGGCAUGGGGCAAAUGGGACAGGCUAUGGGUCAAAUGGGCCAGAUGAGCCAGGGAGGCGGUAUCGGCGGUAUGAACAGCCAGUCGGCGCCGAUGGGGCCGCAGGGGGGUAAUGCAAUGGGGGGAUUCCCAGGACAACAAUCAUUCCAACAGAACAUGCUGAGUGGUCGUGCAAGUCAAGAGGCUUACUUAGCGCAACAAAGGCAAAAUGCUCGACCACAAUAUAUGCAGCAAGCACCGAACGUGACGAUGGGCGGCAUGGGCGGUCCCGCGCCGCCCUACCCGCGCGCCAUGCAGCCGGCACAGGGCGGCCAGUACCCGCAGAUGCAGCGCAUGCGCCAACAGAUGCUCGCCAUGCAGCAGCAGCAACAGCAGCAGCCACUUGUGCAGCAUUUGCAGCGGCAGCAGUACCAAACACCCUAC